GUACUGCAUAAGGGCUUGGAGUGGGGCCGCGAAGGUGGACGGACUGCUUCCGGUGAGAGGUCCCGGGCGGAGGAGGAAGCUGUGGCUGCCGGCGGUGGGAGGCCCCGGCGGCUCAGCCCCCGGGCACUGCUAUGAGGCGUUCAGUUUUCUACACUUGUGGCAAAACAAGCUGAGAGGAGGAACAGAGACAGCCCUGUUAGUUGUGGCCCAGCACUCCUUCCCUGGAAAUGGCAAACAAGGGCAACAAGAAACGUCGGCAGUUCUCCCUGGAGGAGAAAAUGAAAGUUGUGGAAGCUGUAGACUCAGGCAAGAGGAAAGGUGACGUAGCAAAAGAGUUCGGUAUCACUCCUUCCACUUUGUCUACAUUCUUAAAGGAUCGUGCCAAAUUUGAAGAAAAGGUCCGGGAGGCAUCUGUGGGACCCCAGCGGAAAAGGAUGAGGAAUGCUCUCUAUGAUGACAUUGAUAAGGCUGUUUUUGCUUGGUUUCAAGAAAUCCAUGCCAAAAACAUUCUAGUGACUGGUUCUGUCAUUCGGAAGAAAGCACUAAACUUGGCCAAUAUGCUUGGCUAUGACAAUUUUCAAGCAAGUGUGGGCUGGUUGAACAGAUUUAGAGAUCGCCACGGAAUUGCUUUGAAAGCAGUCUGCAAAGAGGAUAGUGACAGGUUAAUGAAUGGUCUAGGAAUAGAUAAGGUUAAUGAGUGGCAUGCAGGGGAAAUUAUAAAACUGAUUGCUGACUACAGCCCAGAUGAUAUCUUUAAUGCUGAUGAGACAGGAGUGUUUUUCCAAUUGCUUCCCCAGCACACACUUGCUGCUAAAGGGGACCAUUGUAGAGAAGGGAAGAGAGCAAAGCAGCGGUUGACAGCACUCUUUUGUUGCAAUGCUUCAGGGACUGAAAAAAUGAGACCAUUGAUUGUUGGUAGGUCAGCCAGCCCACGCUGCCUCAAGAACGUCCAUUCCCUCCCUUGUGAUUACCGAGCCAACCAGUGGGCAUGGAUGACGAGGGAUCUGUUUAAUGAGUGGCUGAUGCAAGUGGAUGCCAGGAUGAAGCAGGCAGAACGCCGGAUCCUCCUGCUCAUCGACAACUGCUCUGCUCACAACAUGCUUCCACGCUUGGAAAGGAUUCAGGUGGGAUAUCUGCCCUCAAACUGUACCGCUGUCCUGCAGCCACUAAAUCUUGGGAUAAUUCACACCAUAAAAGUGCUAUACAGGAGUCACCUUCUAAAACAAAUCCUCCUCAAGAUCAACAGUAGUGAGGAUCAAGAAAAGGUAGACAUCAAGCAGGCCAUUGACAUGAUUGCUGCAGCUUGGUGGUCAGUCGAGCAGUCCACAGUGGUGAGAUGUUGGCAGAAGGCAGGCAUCAUCCCUAUGGAAUUCACAGACUCUGAUGAAGAAAUAGCAGCCAGUGAACCAGACACUGCCCUCGAAAAGUUGUGGCACACAGUGGCCAUUGCCACCUGUGUCCCAAAUGAAGUAAAUUUCCAGGACUUCGUCACUGCAGAUGAUGAUCUCAUCAUCUCCCAGGAGCUGACGGAGACAGAGAUCAUCCAGGAUAUGGUGGCUGGUGAAAAUACUGGUGAAGUUGGAAGUGAAGAUGAAGGGGAGGUGUCUUUACCAGAGCAGUCAAAAAUCGCCAUCACAGAGGCCAUCUCAAGUGUACAGAAACUUAGACAGUUCCUUUCCACUUGUGUAGGUGUUCCUGAUGCCAUUUUUGGACAGCUAAAUGGCAUAGAUGAAUAUUUAAUGAAAAGAGUGACACAAACUCUUAUUGAUUCCAAAAUUACAGAUUUCCUCCAAACAAAAUAAUGCAGGAAUUAACUGCCAUUUUUACUUUAGAAAAUGUAGUUUAUAAGAAUAAAGAUUACUUUAGAUAGGAUAUUGAAUUAA
Messenger RNA from Lemur catta (Ring-tailed lemur), 1883 nucleotides. RefSeq names its product tigger transposable element derived 6 (gene TIGD6). The record is from RefSeq and is a predicted model, not a curated record. NCBI's taxonomy places the organism in Eukaryota, Metazoa, Chordata, Mammalia, Primates, Lemuridae. Gene Ontology annotation, molecular function: DNA binding. Gene Ontology annotation, cellular component: nucleus. Bases 228 to 1802 code for a protein of 524 amino acids. The transcript is spliced from 2 exons.